Messenger RNA from Symbiodinium natans, 399 nucleotides. The record is from the annotation of a GenBank genome assembly. NCBI's taxonomy places the organism in Eukaryota, Dinophyceae, Suessiales, Symbiodiniaceae.
AUGGCCGCUGUCGACGACGAGGUGGCGUUUAGCUGGUCCGCCUUGCGCGUCACUCGCCGGGAUUUGGCCUGUCUCGAGGAGGGCAACAUGUUGAACGAUGCCGUUGUGGACUUCUUCCUACAGCUGAUGAUGAGCCAGCUCCUACCGAAUUGUGACAUUCACCUCUUCUCCACGCACUUCUACACCCGCCUCACGGCAGCGCAGGCGGUGAAUGGCGAGGUCGGCUGGGAGAACGUGAAAGGGUGGACGAAGAAGGCCUCGCUCUUCUCCCGGAAGCUCGCCAUCGUGCCCGUGAAUUUGGAGAUGCAUUGGUGGCUGGCGCUGAUCCGCCUCGAUGCGCCGCGGCCCACGCUUUGCCUUCUCGACUCGCUGCCGGGGGAGGUUCAAUGGAACGUCUAG